Monomorium pharaonis (pharaoh ant) is the source of this 4160-nucleotide messenger RNA. Its product is annotated as sodium/potassium-transporting ATPase subunit beta-2. Bases 323 to 1300 code for a protein of 325 amino acids. Gene Ontology annotation, cellular component: sodium:potassium-exchanging ATPase complex. Gene Ontology annotation, molecular function: ATPase activator activity. Gene Ontology annotation, biological process: intracellular sodium ion homeostasis; sodium ion export across plasma membrane; potassium ion import across plasma membrane. The record is from RefSeq and is a predicted model, not a curated record. The transcript is spliced from 6 exons. Lineage: Eukaryota; Metazoa; Arthropoda; Insecta; Hymenoptera; Formicidae.
GCGCGUUUAGUCAACCUGGUGGCGCCGAGGAAACAACUGUUGGCGACGCCUGCGAGUCGCGGAGUAACCUGCCUGAGAGUCCGGGGAGUUCGCGAGCGUUCGAAUUAGAAAAAGGAAAGCGAAUCGCGCGGCGGGAUAAUUCCGCGAGAGGGAAAGAAAUUAAGUGCCCCCUCGAGUGUCUCGAGUUUCCCGAAUCCCGGUGUUCGAGGUAUCGCGCGAGCGGGCGGGUGCGUGCGCGCGAUUUUGUGAAAACCCAGGCUAACGGAAUUCCCAGGUAAAGAAAGAAAAUAGAAAGAAAGGGGGAAACAGGUGGGACGCGAGAAUGGUAGCCAAAGACCCGAAGAUGGUCACAGCGAUGGAGCUGAUGAACCCGUACGAGAAACCGCCGAGCAUGUCGGCCAGCCAGACCAUGAGGACCUUCCUGUACAAUCGCGAGACCGGCGCGUUCAUGGGCAGGACCGCAAGUAGCUGGGGUAAAAUCGGGCUUUUUUAUUUGGUAUUCUACGGAGUUCUGGCGGCACUUGUUGCUAUCUGUUUCUGGGGAUUCUUUCAAACCCUCGAUCCAAGGAUACCUAGGUGGCAACUUGAUAGGUCUAUUAUUGGAACAAAUCCAGGAUUAGGAUUCAGACCAAUGCCACCAACGGAGAAUGUGGAGAGCACCUUGAUUUGGUACAGAGGCACCGACAGCGAAAACUUCAAACACUGGGUUGAUUCACUACAAAAUUUCUUAAAAGAUUAUAUAACACCAGGAUCUGUUCUUGGUCUCGGCGCUAAUAUUAACAAAUGCGAUUAUAAUCAGCCGCCACCACCCGGAAAAGUUUGCGACGUUGAUGUGAAAAAUUGGCAUCCUUGCACCAAGGAAAACAGAUACAACUAUCACAAAUCCGCUCCUUGUAUUUUCCUUAAGCUGAACAAAAUUUAUGGUUGGAGACCGGAAUUUUACAACGAUACUGAAAAUUUACCGUAUAAGAUGCCAGUCGAUCUCAAGGAACACAUCGCUAGUCUGAAAGGAAACAAUUCCUUGCAAUUAAAUACAAUCUGGGUAUCCUGCGAGGGUGAAAAUCCUGCUGAUCAGGAAAAUAUUGGACCAAUUAACUAUUUGCCACGACGCGGUUUUCCCGGUUAUUUUUAUCCUUAUGAAAAUUCCGAAGGUUAUUUGAGCCCGCUUGUCGCAGUGCACUUUGUCAGACCACGAACUGGAAUUCUGAUAAAUGUCGAAUGCAAAGCGUGGGCAAAAAAUAUCAAGCACAGUAAGACCGAUAAGAUUGGCGCGGUCCAUUUUGAGCUGAUGAUAGAUUAACGAAAUCUAAAAGCAGCCUUCGGCUUCCUAUGCAAGUCUCUUAAAGUGAAACAAGUGCCUUCAAGACAGCACUCGAGGUAGCCACUGGGCAACUCUUCUAAAUAAUAAAAAUGUGAGCAUAUAUCUCUCCGAAGUUAACGACAUACCACCGACUCUCUGGACGACAUUAAUCAAGUACAAAACGGAAAGAGUUCUUACAAGACAUUUCCGAAAUUUUAAAUGGAUUAUACAAAAAAAAUCACAAACUUCUGAGAGAUUGCAUAUGUGUAUGCUGAAUGAAGAUAUAUCGAUGAGGAUAAUGACUGAGAAAGGGAGACGCUGACAAAAAUUAGACUUUGCACAAUGAAAAAAUAUUGGAUAUUAAGAAUUUUAGAAAUUUGGAAUCAAAUUUCUCAGUGAAUACUAAGCAUGACGCACAACGGAUAAGUAUAAGAUAUAAAAGAUAAAUGUGUCAAAAAAGAGACACAACAAGUUAUUAUUUAUCUAUAUUAUUCUGCAUUGAGGAAAUUGAUUCUGAUUCCUAUUCCUGAUAUCUAAUGUUUUUCAAUUGUGUGUACAGGGCCUUGAGUAGACCGAUCAUUGAGAGGUCUUCAUUAAUAAAUAAUAUAACUUUUUAGAGCAUUUUUUAAUAUAAAAUCUGAUAUUUUUUUAUUUAGAUUUGUCUAUUUAUUGAAAAUUUAUCAAAUUUAUCUGAAACAAAAAUCUUGAGCAAGCAUUUUUAGCACGCGUAAAAGAUACUUCUUAUUCUUCUUGCAACUAAAUGAUUAUAUCUAAUGCUUUUUUGAAUUUUUUGAUUAAGUUAAUAAUUAAUAAUCUUAAGAAUUCUAUAUAAGAAUAUAAUACUUUUAUCAUUCAUAAAACUAUUUUUUUGCAUAAAAAAACUAAUAUGAAAAAGUUGAGUGUGUUAGUGUUCCAAAUGCUUAUAUUGCUAAUUUUAUUAUACUAUAAUUUGUCGGCAACAUAUUAGUUUGCAUAUAUAUUUUAUAUAAUGCUGUGUUUCUUGUUAAUAUUUACACAUAAUUGUAGAUUAAAAAAGUUUCUAUUCAAUUUAUCAUGCCUUUGUGCAAUUAAAAAUUGGGAACAAAGAAUGUAAUCUCAAAGAAUUAUAAUCAUUUACGCGUGCCUUCCUUUGCUCAUAAGUGCAAAUUUAAUUCGCUUUUGUGCAAUUAAUAAUUAAAAACGAAUGAAAGAAUAGAACGAUGGAAUCUCAAAGAAUUGUAAUUGAUUAAUACACGUGCCUUCCUUUGCUCAUAAGCACAAUUUAUAUAUAAAGACCGACCAACAUAAUAACAUAUAAAAGAAUCUCAUUUGGAAUUAUUUAAUAUACUCAUAUACAUAUAUACAUAUAUAUAAUAUUAGCUGAAUAGACUUUUUUAUAAUCAGGCGUGCAAUUUUAGACUUUUUUAAUAUUCAAAUGGUAAUUUAGAAAUUAAUACGUCCUCAGGUAAUAUUAUAUUUUUUACCUUAUAUUGGAACGCGUCAAUAAUUUUGUCAAGUAGAAAUUAAGAAUCGCGAAAUAUAGUUAGUAAGCUUAUAAAUAUUUCUUAUAUAAGGAAUUUCAAAUGGCAAGUAUUGUUAAACAUGAUUAUAAUAUUUAAGGUAUUUAAUAUCUGGUCUGCAUUUGUAAAUAUUGACAACUCUGAUAUAAAUGUUGAAAAAUGCUAUGCAGAUUUCAAUAAUUUUAAAUUGAUGCUAUAUCAUACAUCAAUAACCCAAUAAACACAGAACAUAACAGCAACAUUGCGGCAAUGUUAUAACAUUACAAGCAAUAUUACAAAAUUGUCGCAAUGUUACUGCAAUGUUCUGUGUUUACUGAGAAUAAAAUAAUAAAAAAAAAAAAAGAAUUUCAGAAAACAUAACAUGGAGAAUAUAAAUCAAAGCAAAAAAUAUUCAUAUACUGUCUCUUUCUUUCUCUUUAAAUAAAAUUUGAAAUAUAAAUUAUAUGUAUUGUAAAAAUGAUUUUAGAAAUAAGAUAAUUUUCUUUUCUUUUAAGAGAAAGGAGAGCAAAAUAGUGUUCAUAGAUCUGAAAUAUACAGAAAUAAAAAAAUAUAAUGGCUUAAUUAAAAAAUGUAUUAAGCCAGCUACAUGAAUAAAUGAGUCAUGACUAAUGGCAGGAUUAAUGACGAAAGAUAUAUAUUAUUUUACUCGAUAUUAAGAUGUUGAUAUCAAUCUGUUUCUUGUGAUGUAAUUGCGAUUUAUUUUGUGAUGUAAUUGCGAUUAAAUGUGCACACAUAAAAAUAUUUUUAAGAAAUGGCAGCUAAUAAUUUUCUCUUGAGAAUUAUAUACAGCGGGAAAUCUAUACUAGGAAAAGAAUUGAGUAUCUCCAACCAAACAGUUUAAUUGAAGCGUUUUCUAAAAGUAACCAAAUAUCCUACUUUACAUAAGAAAAUCUUUAAUUGAUUUUAUUAAAUGUAUUUUUUGGUUUUGUUUUUUGUGUGUUUAGCUGCUUAGUAACCCGAAGCAGUACAACAACUAAACAAUUUUAUUAGGCAUAUUGUAACCAAACGUUUUGUUAUUCCAACAAAAUUUUGAAUUAUAGAAUAAAACAUUUUUACUAGUGCAUGUAACACAUUGUAAUCAAAUCAGAACCUGUAAUUAUUUGAGUACAAUUUUGAGUUAAUAACAAAGGAAAAAUAAAAAAUUCUACUUUUUAAUUUAUUCCUUUGCUGAAUAUGCGGUUUAAUUAUAGUUACAUUAUAUAUAAAUGAAAAUAGUACAUCUUAUAUUACGAGAAUUAAUCAAAAAGUAAUGUUCUCUCAAAAUUGUAAAAAUUAUAUUUAUUACAUAGCAACAAAAUAACAAUGAGAAUCAAAUCAAUGUUUUAUCCUAUGCUAAAAUAAAUACAUCUUUUGUAAUAAAA